Molecule: messenger RNA, 942 nt
Organism: Asparagus officinalis (garden asparagus)
Lineage: Eukaryota; Viridiplantae; Streptophyta; Magnoliopsida; Asparagales; Asparagaceae
Product: CBS domain-containing protein CBSX3, mitochondrial
Exons: 6
Coding region: 142-759 (205 amino acids)
Source: RefSeq, a predicted model, not a curated record
UUUAUCCUCUAUUUUUGAGAAUAAAGAGUAAUAGCUUAGAGACUGAGAGGAGAGAGAGAGAGGGGGAGAUCUUUAGAGAGAGAGAGAGUUAGGGUUAGGGUUUACCAUCGUUCGAGCCGCCAUCUCCCGUCACUGCAAAAAAUGCAAGGCGCAAUUCAAGCAAUCCGAUCACGUGGAAAUGUACUAAGGUCUGCUGUCCUUCAACAUGUUCGUAUUCUAAAUCCAGCGAUUCAACCGGCUAUCUUUUCACGCUCAGAUUCAGCAACUUCUGCUAAACUUGAAGAGCAUGGUUUUGAAAGCACGAAAGUUUCAGACAUUAUGAAAUCAAAAGGGAAAAGUGCUGAUGGUUCUUGGUUAUGGUGCACUACUGAAGAUAGUGUUUAUGAUGCUGUGAAAUCUAUGACUCAGCACAAUGUUGGUGCUUUGGUGGUGGUAAAACCCGGAGAAGAGAAAUCGAUUGCGGGAAUUAUUACCGAGAGAGAUUAUCUGAGGAAAAUCAUUGUACAAGGAAGAUCAUCCAAGUCAACCAAGGUUGGGGAUAUCAUGACAGAGGAGAACAAGCUGAUCACUGUAACACCUGAUACCAAAGUUCUCCAGGCUAUGCAACUAAUGACAGAUAAUCGAAUCAGGCACAUACCUGUGAUUGAUAACAGGGGAAUGAUUGGCAUGGUUUCAAUUGGGGAUGUUGUCAGCGCAGUGGUGAGGGAGCAUCGUGAGGAGCUGAAUCGGCUCAAUGCUUUUAUUCAGGGCGGUUACUAGACGAUGAUGAUGAUGAAAAGAAAUAAUAGAAGCUUGUUAUCGAACAGCAAGAGUUUAUAGCAGCUCUUGGAUCAAGCAGGCAUGUGUAAAUAUGUUACUUUUCUGAACUUUAUCCUGUUUAAUCACCCCAAAAAAAAAAAAAAAAGCUUGAAGACUGGUUAAUAAGAUACAUUGUCAUGACUA